Rotaria sp. Silwood1 is the source of this 1284-nucleotide messenger RNA. The record is from the annotation of a GenBank genome assembly. Lineage: Eukaryota; Metazoa; Rotifera; Eurotatoria; Philodinida; Philodinidae.
AUGUUGUUAUUUUGUUUUUUUCUUAUCUGCCUCAGUCAAUCCCUGUUCGCUGUUGAAUUGUCUAUCUACAAGAGUUUUACUGAAGUUCGUCAAGUUCAGAAUGGAAUCGGUGAUAUCAAGUAUGAUUUUACCAAUGCUGAUUAUGGAAAUGUAAUUGAUGAAUCAAUCAGCUGGGAAGGUACACCACUAGUUCGACAAGAAGUCUACAAUACAAUUCAAUCACUCAAAGAUGCCGAAGUAACUGUACGACGAUCCACAAAAUGUGACUGUGAAACAAUUCAAGCGAAAAUUGUUGAUCCUAAUUCGAUGUUACUCCAAAAUUUGAAAACAGGAGCCUAUUUUUAUGCCGACAAAGAAUCGAUCGAAUAUUCAUCAAUACGACCAACUGAUAGUAAAACAACAUUGUCGCUUAAAUUUCAAAAUCCAUUAGCAGCACACAGUGGAACAUUGUCCUAUUUAAUGAAAGGAAUCACAUGGACACCUAGUUAUGACCUACUUGUGACAGGCAACAAUGUACGUCAUGUUAUUGUAGAUUACAAACUUCGUGCCUAUGCUAAUAUUAGAAAUAAUCAACAACAAGAAUAUACAGUGGAAAUGACUCGUCUCUUAGGAGGUGAUGUGCAAUUAGCUACUGGUUAUGCAGUGCCUGAUCGUGAAUUGGAAGCCGUAGUAAACCCUUCCAUGUUAGCAUCAAUUCACGUCGGUGGUGAACAAAGAGGUCUGUAUUCAUACAUAUUGAAAGACAAAUAUACACUUCGUCCAUCGAGUUCCAUUCGUUUACCAUUCAUUGAUAUUCUUGCCAAAUAUCGAUUCUAUUACAAAGCAUUGACAAGCAUCAAUACAGGAAUGUAUGAAGGUACCUUUGGAAGAAAUUAUGAUAUAAAACCUGAUCAUUUCAUGCCUGCCGGUAUUAUUACUGUUCGUGACAACCAAGUACUUGUUGGUCAAGCGGUUUUGCCAGAUGUUCCAGAAAAUUAUACACAAACAUUCAGUGUUGGUCAAGAUAACGAUGUUCGCUAUUCGAUAAAAAGCAAUAUGACAUCAAAAAGUGAAGACAGGGCACCCGUAUCAUGGGAGACUUAUCAAAUUGACGUUCAAGUGAAAAAUUUUAAGAACAAACAUGUCGAUGCUCAACUUGUAUUACAAGGAGGUGUUCAAAUAACUCUUCUUGAUACAACAUGUAGGUCUGUCAAUGUUCAAGGAAAUCAACUCUACUUUCCAGUUCAACUUGAACAAGGUGAGAAUCAGCAAUGCAAGCUCAACGUUACAGUAAGAUUAAAUUAA